Gossypium raimondii (Peruvian cotton) is the source of this 1516-nucleotide messenger RNA. RefSeq names its product L10-interacting MYB domain-containing protein. The record is from RefSeq and is a predicted model, not a curated record. Bases 218 to 1243 code for a protein of 341 amino acids. Lineage: Eukaryota; Viridiplantae; Streptophyta; Magnoliopsida; Malvales; Malvaceae. The transcript is spliced from 3 exons.
UCGGCCAUUGCGUUCAAACGCAAUCCCAAACGAAAUUCGCAAUUCCAUCUCGUGACCGCGUUUGGGACCAAAACGUUCAUCAACACACGCGUUUGGGCAACCGCAAAAAAGUUCUCUUUCCCAGAUUCAUCACCUUCUCUCCAACAAAAAGCUCAAUUCUCUUCCCUUUAUUUCAUGCACUAAACCAUAGAUUUUUCAUCCUCAUUUUGACCCAAAGAUGAAGAAUGCUCGAAUUCUUACAGUAGAGGUUCCUCGAGGUAGGAGUAAUGAAAAAAUCAAGGCAGUAUGGGACAGGAACUUAACGAUGAUAUUCUGUGAUCUUUGCAUAAAGGAAAAAGAUCAUAAUUGUAGGCGAGGAACUUACUUUAAAAAGGAAGGGUGGUCGAGGUUGGUUGCGAAUUUUAACAAAGAAACUGGUAAAGAAUAUGAAAAGUCGCAGCUGAAGAAUCGAUGGGAUCUACUGAAAAAAGAAUGGAAGCUAUGGAAACAGCUCAAAGGGAAUGAUACCUGUUUGGGUUGGGAUCCUAAUAAGAACAAUAUCGAUACUUCAGAGGCAUGGUGGGAAAAGAAGUUAAAGCUAAUGCCUGAGGCUACAAAGUUCAAAAAUGGUGGUAUUGAUCCAGAAUUAGAAAACAAAUUAGAUUGGAUGUUUCAGGGUAUCAAUGAUGACGUAACUUUCACACCCACAUUUGGCCUACCGUCAAUUGAUGGAACUGAUGAUGAUGAACCGCCUAAAGUAGAGGUUGAGGAGGUUGUCGCUGUAGAAGAUAUUCAAAUGUCGAAAAAGGCAAUGGGUGAACAUUUCAAUGAGAUGGAUAACCAUUGCAUGGAACAGAAUCCUCAGGCUCACUCCGAAUCCGAGCACCAGUCAGAGCCACCGCACCAGAAAAAGAGAUCUCCGGAGUCAGACUCUUCUCAUCUCAACAAGGGUAAAGAGAAAGUACCAAAACUAAUUGGGAGAGUUUCAAAACUAUCUAGGCAGAUAGAUAGAUUGUGUAGUGCAGCCGAAAGUAUGAGUACGGCAACUUCAGCGAAGGUAACUUUUGAGCCAUACAACAUUCCGGAGGCAAUUCGAAUGCUUGAUAACAUGGAGGAAGAAGUUCCGAAGAUGAGCAAAUUGUAUUUUUUUGCCACGAAGCUGUUCAUUGACAAGGAUAAGCGGACGGUAUUUAUGUCGUUGUCAAGUGAUAUCAGAGCUUGGUGGCUUAAAAUGGAGAUGGAGGAGAGCUUCAAGGCUGCUUAAAGGUAUAAAAUGACCACAAUGGUGAGUACUACCAACAUUUUAUAACUUAAUUUCAAUGUAUUUGAUCAAGAUGAUGAUGGUGAUGAAGCUAGGAACCUAACAGUUGGAUGAUAUCUCAUCUAGCUUAAUUAUGUUGUGGGACCCUUGUUGCCUUUAGGUUUGUGGGAAAUGGCUAACAAUCCCAUUUUGAUGUAGAUAGAUUAGUUAAAUGUAUGUUCACUUUUUAUGUUUAUUAGCAGUAAUCAGUGAGUUCAACAUGUUGAUUAAGGGGUA